GGCGUCAUCACCGGAUGUUGAUACUAGCUUGCAGCAGCUCGAGGCACGGCGCAGACAGGAACAGCUGAAAAAGAACAACAAAGCCACGACGACGGCCGCAUAAACAACAGAUAUUCGUCUAAAACACUCCUCUAAAACCGCUGACAUUAUCGCAGGUAAAGACGUUUUCUGCUUCUAUGAUAUAUUUGCAAAGCUAUGACGUCGUCAUCUUUGACAAACCGAGAAAUGAAGGUUUUGGUCGUUUGUUGUUCAUGUUAGCUCGAGGCUAACGUAACCUUAGCAUCUGUUUAUUUGAUUAAGAGACUAAACCAGAACAUAAUGUCCAAAAACUAAAGGUAAACACAGGAGAUACCCAUCAUGUGUCAGUAAAGCUAGAUUGGUAAAUAUUAAAAGCAGGGUUGGAUAUUUAUUGAAUAAAAAUGCCUUUUUUUUUAGUACCAUUCAAAGUUGAGCUGCCAUCUACAGUCAACAGUCCUCAUGACAAGAGAGUCAGGAACAAAAAGUACUUGUUUUGGUUGGUGUUUGGCUGCUAGUGAGCCAUGACAACAAGGCCAGGUUACAAAAAAGCUCUAAAUAAAACUGCAGAAAUACUUAAUGGGAUUUAUUAUGGCUGUGUACUGCUGUAUUUGGUCAAAGAAUGAGCUGAUACUCCUUGUACUCGCAUUAACCUUAUUGUGGCUCGCAUAUAGCCUGUUUGUUUGUGUACAUACACCUUGGAUAUAGACUUAUAAUGUGUAGUGUGUCUUAGGGCUGGGCGAUAUGGGAAAAAGUUUGUCACGAUAUAUUGUUUUCAUAUCAGUCAAUAUCGAUAUAUAUCACGAUGUUAAAAAUGAAAUUUAACCGUGCUUAUUGAUAGCAUGUCUUUUGCAACACAAUAAGCUUCUGCAUCUGUGAGGUCUUUGUGUCUCUUCGACGUUUUGUCGUAAGGCGUUGCGCUAGAGAAAGUGGACUGAAUGGUCGGCUGUUUUGGCUGCACAGGCGCUAAGAGCCCCUUGCUCUGCUCUGGUUUGUAACCUUUGUAUUGUAACCUUCAGGUAUUCCCCGACCUUGCGAGAACAUGUACUCGAUAUAAUUUGCAGUGCACAGUGCAGUUGCGUGUAUCUGCAGCCAGCAGACCCGGAGCAACUCCCCUUUUCAUUGGCUAUUCAUAUAGUCUACCAAAACAUGGCAGAAUUCUGACUAUCAGAAAGCAUAUUGACCAUGUUUUAUGUUGAUAUUGAGGGAAAUAAAUUUUCUGUAUAUAUCGUUACCGUUUUAUCACCCAGCCCUAGUGUCUUAUUUAUUCAUUUCUGAGUUAAUUCAUUAGAUUUUUGGCUGGUUCUUGUGUGUGUCAUUACUAGAAGCGUCCACACAGGGGUGCAAACUGCUAAAGCAUCUCUGUUGUCUAUAAAUGUGCUGUCUGUAAAUAGCUUAUUUUUCUUUCUUAUCUUGGCUGUAGUUUAUUCACGCACACAGAUUCGACAAUGGGACGCAUCUUUUUGGACCACAUUGGAGGAACACGCCUCUUCUCAUGUGCCAACUGUGACACCAUCCUGACCAACAGGUCUGAGCUCAUCUCAACACGUUUCACAGGAGCCACAGGCAGAGCUUUCCUCUUCAACAAGGUACAGUGACAUUUAUGAUACAUGGCUGUGACUACAGAUGCACCAAUCCAUUUUUUUCCUGAUCCAGUCCGAUACCAAUACCUGGGAUAAAUGUAUCAGCCAAUAUCCGAUACUGAUCCAAUACUACUGUUGAAUGAAUAAACUUUUUACUCAGUGCGUCCUUAGCUUUGCCUAUUUUCGGUGAGAUGCAUUCAUUUUCUAGUCACCUGUGUUAAAAUGUGUGCAUGCCUGUGUUUCAACCCCCCCAGGUGGUAAACCUGCAGUACAGUGAAGUACAGGACAGAGUGAUGCUGACUGGCAGACACAUGGUGAGGGACGUCAGCUGCAAAAACUGCAACAGCAAGCUGGGUUGGAUCUACGAGUUUGCCACCGAGGACAGUCAACGGUACAAGGAAGGACGUGUCAUCCUAGAGAGGGCGCUAGUGAGGGAGAGUGAAGGCUUCGAGGAGCACGUCCCUUCAGAUAACUCAUGAGCUCCUAACUCUGGAUUGUUUGUUCCUCCUCUCCUUCUCCUUUCUCCUUUAACCUCUUGCGCUGCGCACCUCCACAUGCAGACUUAGAGCUCUGUGAAGUUUUAGCUUCACCUGUCAACCCCCUCCCCUAGGCCCUGGCCCAUGACCUCUGCUGAUUAGAAGAUUGGUUUGCUGGCACUAUCCUCGCUGAAUAAGCUUCCCUAAAACACUCUCUGAUUUAUGCGUCACGGGGCACCACUCUUAACCAGCUGGGAGCACAGAUAGGGAUCGUUCCUUCACUUGUUUGAGUGUUUUUUGCACAGUCACACAGAAUUUUUCACAUCUCUGCACAAGGCAUGCGCCACACUUUUUUUCCCUUCAGCGGUGAUUAAACAUAUUUAACAUGCAUGAUAAUAGACAUGUUCACUCUGGUUGUUUCGUUUAUUCAGACUGUGGAGCUGUGAUUGAGCUUACACAUCAUUUCAAAUCAGCGGUCACUCUCUAUAUUGCUUUAAUAGGCCUAUGCUUCUGUGUUGUCAACUUCGUGUCAGUGUAUUUGUCACUGGUGAGCACUGAAUGCAACUAUGACCAUGAUUAUCUGAGCUUUAUCAGUUUCUUGCUAUUAGCUAGUUGUGCAAUGACUGUAAUAGUGUUUAAAAUCUUUGUUCCCAUCCUAAAGAAACCAUAAGAACUGCACAGAUUGAUGUCAUUUUUAAGUAUCGAUUGUUUGACGACAAAGGAGUUUUGUUCUGAUCUGGCUCACGUUUAUGUUGAUAGACAUGACUGGCUCGAAGUGAACACAAACUGUCACGUUUAUGCAGUAUUUAGUGUUGAACUUAUUUGUAAAGUAGACAAUCAUACAGUUUAGCCCAUAGAUGUAAUUCAACUCCAUUGCUAUACAUCUGUUACCAUGGUUUUUGUGCCUGUGUGAAGAGCAACAUGUUGCUAUAGUGACUUAAGAGAGGGAACGUUAACCUUCUAGCCAUGUGUCUCUGGUGUGAAAAAAAAGAGGAAAGUGUGAGAUGUGCUGAAGAUGUACUGUGGCUCCCUGCUGGCAUAAAAACAGGAUAAUGAGGGGAUGGAUUUUAGAGGGCUUGAAAGGAGCAAUCAGAUAGAGACAAAGAUAAAGCCAGCAGCAGACAUCCACUUGCUGAUUACUCUUCAAGAAGUUGUGUGGUAAAAACACGUUGAAAAUAUGUUUGAUUCAAUCCUUAUCUUGACUGUGUGUACUUCAUUAUUUCAAUUUUGUUCAAAGAUGACAGUAUGUUUUUUUUUUUUUUCUGACAACACAAAGCAAAGAAGCUUAAAGGAAGUCUUUAUCCUCUGACUUCGCCUGUGUUUCUACUUGUCAGUGUUGUAUGAAAAUUGAUAUCAAAAUGUCAAAUGGCAAGGGAAAAAAAAAAAAAUCUCAAUCUGUGUGACAUUUGAGGUUAUUUUUGGAGCGGGUCGUUGCAUCAUGGCCCUGGUGAGACUUUGUGCCAUUUCAGAUUGUGCAUGCCUGCAGGCGCAAAACCAGAACAGUCCGGUCCUCAGUGCUGACACUUUAUGCUUUUUGCUCGCCUUUACAAGGUCAUGCAAGACGGUGCAAGAUGUCAGCUCUAUAAAAAAACAAGCUACAUUAACUAUUGAUGGCUACAGCAGGAGACCAUCCAUCCAUACACCAAAGUCAGCAGAGAGUGCAGACUAAGACCGGAUAUUGUAAUUAUUAUUGUUUUUUUUUUUUACCAUUUUAUCGAUGUGUUUUAUUUGCUUUACUCUUAAUGAUCAUUAUUUUAUCAUCUGAAACAUUUAUCGUGUUUCUUGUUUAGAGGUUGAAAAAUAGUUCUUGUAUGGCUGAAUUAAGAUUUGCUUUGAUGUGAUUUCUAAAUAAACAUUUAGUAUUAGUGGGUUAAUUGUCUUAUUUUCUUGUGUUGGAGCGUUUAAACAUGUCAAAUAGUCAGAUUUUUACCAUACAUGUUUUAAUCAAUGUGUAUUUUUGUCUAGAUAAUUCUUGAUUGCCUAAAA
This is a messenger RNA of Xyrichtys novacula (pearly razorfish), 4060 nucleotides long. Lineage: Eukaryota; Metazoa; Chordata; Actinopteri; Labriformes; Labridae. The record is from the annotation of a GenBank genome assembly.